Molecule: messenger RNA, 471 nt
Organism: Arctia plantaginis
Lineage: Eukaryota; Metazoa; Arthropoda; Insecta; Lepidoptera; Erebidae
Source: the annotation of a GenBank genome assembly
AUGGCAAACAGUCGACUUGAAAGAAUAGGCACUAUUUUUACUCGUGUUGAAGGCCUACUCACAAAAGGAGCAAUGAGAGCUGAUGAUAGACCACUCUGGUUUGAUGUCUAUAGAAAAUUUCCACCAAUCACAGAGCCUAAAUUUGCUAAACCGAAACCAGAGGUCAAGCCCAUCAGACAAAUUCUUUAUCCUGAAGAUACAAUUAGAGCUAAAUUUCAUUCACAAGGACAUGGGUUAACAGCUGUUAAUCUGACUAGUCCUAUAGAAACAUCAACUAAACGACUAAUACAACAACACCAAAAGUUAAAAGCUGAAGGUGUGGCUGAAGAAGAGUUAAUUAAUAAAUCUGCAGAGGCAGUAGGUACCGAGCGCCAAGCAGAAAUAGCUACGAAAGUCAUCCCUAAAAACAAGGAUUCUGUAACUGCAAAAGUUCUUGCUGAAGCUGACAUCAAAAAUAUUUUCAAAGAGUGA